Molecule: messenger RNA, 936 nt
Organism: Otolemur garnettii (small-eared galago)
Lineage: Eukaryota; Metazoa; Chordata; Mammalia; Primates; Galagidae
Product: olfactory receptor 6C3
Exons: 1
Coding region: 1-936 (311 amino acids)
Biological process (GO): G protein-coupled receptor signaling pathway
Cellular component (GO): membrane
Molecular function (GO): olfactory receptor activity; G protein-coupled receptor activity
Source: RefSeq, a predicted model, not a curated record
AUGAACCACACAGUAAUCACAGAGUUUGUACUCCUAGGCCUUUCCGACGAUCCUGACCUUCAGAUUGUCAUUUUCCUUUUUUUAUUUCUCACAUAUGCAUUAAGUAUCACUGGAAACCUGACUAUCAUCACCCUCACCUUGGUGGACUCACAUCUGCAGACACCCAUGUAUUUCUUCCUCCGGAAUUUUGCUUUCUUAGAAAUCUCCUUCACAACUGUAUGUAUCCCUCGGUUUCUGGGGGCAAUUGUCACUGGGGACAAGACCAUUUCCUUCAACAACUGUGCAGCCCAACUCUUUUUCUUUAUCUUCAUGGGAGUGACUGAAUUUUACAUUCUAACUGCCAUGUCCUACGACCGCUACGUGGCCAUCUGCAAACCCCUUCAUUACACAACCAUCAUGAGCAGGAGCCUCUGCACCCUGCUGGUGCUGUGCGCCUGGCUGGGCGGGUUUCUGACCGUGUUCCCGCCCCUGAUGCUUCUCCUCCAGCUGGAUUACUGUGCUUCCAACAUCAUUGACCACUUUGCAUGUGACUAUUUCCCCCUCUUGCAGCUAUCUUGCUCAAAUACAUGGUUCCUCGAAAUACUUGGUUUCUAUUUCGCUUUGGUUACUUUGCUAUUCACGUUGGCGUUAGUGAUUUUAUCUUACAUGCACAUUAUCAGGACUAUUUUGAAAAUUCCGUCUGCCAGUCAGAGAAAAAAGGCUUUCUCCACCUGUUCCUCUCACAUGAUUGUCAUUUCCAUUUCUUACGGAAGCUGUAUAUUCAUGUAUGCUAAUCCCUCUGCCAAAGAAAAGGCGUCUCUGACAAAGGGAGUAGCUAUUCUCAACACCUCUGUUGCUCCCAUGCUGAACCCCUUCAUUUAUACCCUGAGGAACCAGCAAGUAAAACAAGCAUUCAAAGAUGUGGUCUACAAAGUUGUGUUUUAUGCAAACAAAUGA